Messenger RNA from Ochotona curzoniae (black-lipped pika), 531 nucleotides. It is a transcript of the gene ADCYAP1, whose product is annotated as adenylate cyclase activating polypeptide 1. Gene Ontology annotation, biological process: adenylate cyclase-activating G protein-coupled receptor signaling pathway; neuron projection development; neuropeptide signaling pathway. The coding region runs from base 1 to 531 and encodes 176 amino acids. NCBI's taxonomy places the organism in Eukaryota, Metazoa, Chordata, Mammalia, Lagomorpha, Ochotonidae. Gene Ontology annotation, cellular component: neuron projection; extracellular region; perikaryon. The transcript is spliced from 4 exons. The record is from RefSeq and is a predicted model, not a curated record. Gene Ontology annotation, molecular function: neuropeptide hormone activity; pituitary adenylate cyclase activating polypeptide activity; peptide hormone receptor binding.
AUGACCAUGUGUAGCGGAGCGAAGCUGGCCCUGCUGGUCUAUGGGAUCAUAAUGCACAGCAGCGUCUACUGCUCACCUGCCGCCGCCGGACUCCGGUUCUCCGGGAUCAGGCCGGAGGACGAGGCGUACGACGAGGACGGAAUACCCCUACAAGAUUUCUACGACUCGGACCCGCCUGGCGCAGGCAGCCCCGCCUCUACACUGCACGACGCUUACGCGCUCUACUACCCAGAGGAGAGCAGAGAUGUCGCCCUCGGGAUCCUUAACAAGGCCUACCGCAAAGUCCUGGACCAGCUGUCCGCCAGAAAGUAUCUGCAGGCUCUCGUGGCCAAGGGCGUGGGUGAAAACCUGGGCGGCGGCGGAGAGGACGACUUGGGACUGUUCUCCAAGCGCCACUCGGACGGAAUCUUCACCGACAGCUACAGCCGCUACCGGAAACAAAUGGCUGUUAAGAAAUACUUGGCGGCCGUCCUAGGGAAAAGGUAUAAACAGAGAGUUAAAAACAAAGGGCGCAGAAUAGCGUAUUUGUAG